Molecule: messenger RNA, 5145 nt
Organism: Anopheles stephensi (Asian malaria mosquito)
Lineage: Eukaryota; Metazoa; Arthropoda; Insecta; Diptera; Culicidae
Gene: I-2
Product: protein phosphatase inhibitor 2
Exons: 4
Coding region: 542-1255 (237 amino acids)
Biological process (GO): regulation of signal transduction
Molecular function (GO): protein phosphatase inhibitor activity
Source: RefSeq, a predicted model, not a curated record
CACGCCUGGCUGUCAACUGGCGCACCAGCUGUCAAAAUCGACCGCACGGACAAACCUCGCGUCCCGCACUGUACACACCUCGGUAUUCGGUAAAAUUAUCAGUGCAGAAAGGUUGAAUUUUUCGCGACAAAAACAAAACCAUUUCUCUCCGUAUUUCGCAUUACGGCUUGGCUGCUGUAUAUUUCCGAAACGUGCUACACUCCGCUGAAGCUGAGGGGCGAUGGAAUAUCAUUGCAUCUGUGCCUAACAUUCGACCAGUGCCCGUUCGCAAAACAUCCGCAAAAUCGCGUACAAACAAGCAUUGUCCAUUUGGUUGCCGCAAAAUCCGCAAAUCUAAGACGUAAUCUUCCGUAAUCGGAACUACCCAAAUCGGAUUAUCCAUCGAGACAGGGCGGAGAAGAAACGCCCCGUUGGAUUAGGACGCUUUGCAGCGAGGCUGAUCGCUCCACAGUGCACGGUACGCACCGAUCUUCGGAACCUUUAAGACCUUGCCCUGUAAAGUAGCGUCGUCAAAAUUAGCGGAGAAACAAGAGUACGUAAAAUGUCCUUCAGUUCGGACUCGCCGGAUGCGAAAAAGCCCUGCAAGGGUAUCCUCAAAUCUUCCAGCAGCUUCGACAAGCAUUCGGCAGCAUCGUCAGUGCACAGGAAAAGUGCCAAAUUUGAUGAGCUGAACGUGCUACAGACGUACCAUCCGCCGGACAAGGAUUACGGCCAUAUGAAGGUGGACGAACCGAAAACGCCCUUCAACUACGUAGAAGCAGCCGAUGUCGAUCAGCUGGACGCGGAAGUGCUUGCGGAAAGAUUACGUGUCGCUGCCGACGCACGGAGUGAUGCCGUAUCGGAGGAGGAGCUGGAUGAUGACGACGACGACGAAGAGGAAGAGCUUACGGAGGAGCAGAAGAAGCGCAAGCUAGAAUUCGAACGACGCCGCAAAGCUCACUAUAACGAGUUCGAGGCCGUUAAGCUGGCCCGCAAGCUAAUCGAAGAGGACGACGAGGAGGACGAAGACGAUGACAACGGUGCGGCGAACGAUGACCCGAACACGGCGGACGAUGGUGAAGCACCGAGCUCGAACCAAACGCCCGCCGGUGCGUCCGGAACGGAAGGGUCCGGUUCCAGUGUACCUGCCGCCAGCAAGGACGAAACGAGCAUGGAAAUCGAGGAGGAGGAAACCGAUCGGAGCGCUAGUGUGCGCACGGGCAAGGUUGGGCCGGUCGAUAGUCGAUUAAAGCCAGGUAUGGAGGAAAUUGUUUAGGUGGUGUACCGUGUGGAGAGGGGGUUGCAGUUGUGCCCCCGGGGAUGGAAACAUUUACGCUUCCAAGGGCCGGAUCGCGUGCACCGCCGGUUUCCGGUUGGGGGUCCGGUUUUUACAGCCGCAUUUGUCUUUUAAAACACACACACACACACCCGCGACACGGCGACACAAUUACAGACACACACACACGCGCGCGCGCUAUGCAAACGUUGGAGUGAUAGAGGUAUUGAAAACAGGAAGCGAGGUCCUAAGACUGCCAUUUUUUGAGCUGUUACAACGGUUACGCAUGGUCUGCAGUAGAAGGGAACGUCUGUUCUCGGUUUUCGGUUUUUAUGUAUUGUACGGAGGGUAGAUUUUUGUUCUUCUUUUUUGGUGGUCCUUUAAGGACUUCUUAGUCUGUUUGUGUGUGUGAGUUAGAGAGAGAAAGAGAGUGUGGGUUUUGCUGUGAAAGUAGGAAGCAAAUAGAGUGUUAGCUGCUGUUAGCUUAGCGCGGUUGGGUGCCCCAACGAUAGCACUUAAACCGUAACAAAAUUGCUUAAAAGAACUAGAAAACUCCCAACAAACAUCGUCCUGAAACAUUAUUGCCCACAACAAUCAUCGAGUUCGAAACACAAUUCCCACGCGCUCUACCUCCGGCUGGUGCCACCAGUUUUGCUCUUUGUUUUAGGAAUUUCAGUCGGCCAAAACAAAAGGUUCUUUUUACUAUUUUCAAUUUCCAAUUUUCUUUUCUGUUUUUGCAAUUUUAAUCUGGUUUUAUUUUCUUUUUUUUCUUCCCCUCUUUUUUGUCUCAAUUUUUGUUUUCUUGUUCCUUGUCGUUCGCUGUACACACUGUUAACUAUACCGAUUGUUAACCUUUCGUGCUAUUGUGUGUGUCUGGUUUUCUCCCCUCCAAAUUUAACUAAAAAAACCGCAAACAAGUAUCGAGCACAAUCCGCAUCUCGGAGGAAAGUUCCGAACUCGAGGGCCCGCGCAGCUCGGUCAUCGCACUGAUCAUGAUCGUGUCGAUUUGUCUGAUGAUUUUCUUCAUCGUUUGCUUUACACUGUUGUUUUAUCUGCUCAAAAGAAAUGCAUAGAAUGCUGUGCACGCGUGUCGUUUUUCUUCCUGGGUUUCUUGAGUGAGAAUGUAGUGUUGCGUAUAGGAUAGGGAUGGCAAGCUAGAGUUGGGAAGAGAAUAUUUAAUUUAAACGAUUUUUUUGCUGCUUUAACUUAUCCGUAGAAGCGUAGCAUAAGGGGUUCGAUUAGCUUCCUCGUAGCGCGGGAAGAAAGCAUUAGUUUAGCGUAUGAUUGAUGGGAGAUGCCCCAAACACGCACGCAUGGACGAAUUUCGGAUUUAAUUGUAAAUAACCUCGCACCAUCGUAUCCGUAUUCGGUUUUAGUUGAUAUGGGUUUUCACGAGCAAACUGAUUUUUUUGUUUGUUUCUUUCUAUCUUUGUCUGUUAAGUUAAUUGCAUGCGAUCAUUUAGUCAGUCCACCCAAGUCCACACCAACCACCACUAACCCAAAUACCUCCUAGCUAAACCGUCGUUACCGUCUUAUAAUCAAGCUUUUCCUACCUGUAACAAAAGAAGGCAAAUCUACCGAGUGCUACCAGUGUGUGUGUGUCUCGUUUGGUGUAAACACUUCUUAGCUCUGCACCACCAGGGAAAAGCUUUCUCGUCCGCUCCGAACUGUGGUAUAUACGGCUGCCGACGGGUGACUCGGGUCGGCUAACCAAAAAGGGGCGGAAUGAGUAAGGGCCGCCGCAUCACAUCGCAUGCUAGGCGCUUGGGUAGUAGUCAUCGGUUUGAAGCGAUCUCUUAACCGGAUUUGCCGCACUACCAGUAGGGUGGGUGGGUCCGGUGCGCAGGGUGUUUGCUGCACAAUCAAUCAAAUCAAAGGACGGGGAGGGUGCUAGUAAGGGCAGCCAGCCAAACCCCCGAGCGAUUAAAUGAUAGAACCAACGCGUGCGGAGAGUGCGGUGUUGUGCGUAACCGUAUGGGCGCUUAGUGCUUAGGCGAGAACAAUAAUUUUACAAACAAUUUCAUUUGCUUUUUUAACACUAAUUGGCGCGUUUCGCUCUAAGUGUAGUACUGGGGAGAGUUAGCGAGACAGAAGAAAACAAAAUCAACAUUUGUAAAUGCAAAAAAAAAACGUUUAGAAACGUUAAAACAAAAUUUAAACCAAGUUAAAAUAGUAUACUUAAAAUUAAAGGAAAAAACACGAUCAAACUAAGCAAUAACCUAUUAUUGUAACUGCGAACGAGAAAAGAACCACUCUGUUCGUGGUUAAACAAAAGCGGAAAAACAAACAAACAAACUACAAAACAACUAAAGAUAGUUGCUAAACAAAAACAAAUAAAAGGAACAUUAUUUUCGGAAUGGGGGAAAAUAAUGUCUCCCAGCAACCACCACCACCACCACCACCAUGAAUGAGAUAAUCAAAAUCGGUAAGGCGCUUUGAAUAGAAAACAGAAAGUCACGUGCGUGUACCGCACACGUGUCGCAAGUAUUUUUGAACAAGGGGAUAUAACAGCAGGGUGUUGGUGUUCCCCCGCCACCCCCAGAAUAGGGCUGUUUUAAACUCAUUGCUAGAAAUUUGCUAAAAAAGAUUGAUCUGUUAUUUAAAGUAGCACACACAACUGUUGAAUUAUGUAAAUCUCAAUUUAUUUUUGAACAACAAAAAAACAUUUCUUUUGGAUAAUUUUAAAGACAAAAAACAAGAAAUUUAUUUAGGAAAAUUUCUCUCUUAGUUUGAAGAACGAGUAGAUCACUCUCUUUUGAAGGAUUAAAAUUUAAAGUUAGUGAUACGAGAACUAUACAACUGUAUUAAAAAUUACACUGACAAACAUCGCAAUAAGCAGAUUCAUUUUAAUCAUGAGACGAAGGGGUAGGAACGGUAACGAAAUUUUUGUAUUUAUUUUUCGAAUACUAAACAACAGUCCCGGUAACAAGGCAGCCAAUAAGAUGAAGAUUAGUAGCAAAAAUACCCUAGUGUAUACUAGUAGACUUAUAAUUAUGUUUUACUUUAUUACAAAAUGGUCCUUAGCGUUGUGGGUUUUAGUUUCCCGUGUAACACCCUAGUGAUGGGCAAAAUGAUGCUUAGGUCGGAAUCGAUUCCAAAGAGUAGGUGUGGAAUGAUUUUGAGCUGAUUUCAGAAUCGGAUCCAAAAGCGGAAUCAGCUCCGAACGCGGAAUCGGAAUCGGAAACAGGUAGUACCGAUUUCAAGUGCCCAUCAGUAUAACACACACACACCACCAACAAUCCCUCCCAAUAUUAUAGGUAAUAGUUUUAUUUCCCCAGAGUGAGAAAGAAUGGAGUGAGAUUUAAUUAUUUAAAAAUACAUUUAAAAAACAAAAAAAAAAAAAACACGAACGCUAAGAAAUAGGUACGUUGAUUUCAAAGUUGUGUGGUAAUAGAACUGAUGAUGCUGCUAGUUUCGUAUUCGUUAAGAGGUUUUCCGUUGUUUGCCCGGCCUAAAGCGGGAUGGAGAAAGAAACAAUGUUUUAAGACCAGCGGAAAAGCCCCAUUUUAACGUUAUUUUCUUCCGACUUGUGUCGCCGACUUUUCUUCCCCACUGCUGCCAGUGGGAGAGACCGACGCAGCAUUAGAAAAAAUCGAUAGGUAAAAAACGAUGGAUUAGACACACACACAAAACCCGGAAGUAGUAGGUUGAAUAAUGAUAAUAGUUAUAUGGAAUCAACAUAUAAAAAAUAUAGUUUGCGAUGGAUUUGAAGAAAAGAAAAACAAAAACCGAUUAGCAAUAAUAAUCAAAGAAAAACAAAACAAAAAAAUAGCACUUUAUUGUUUGCGGCGCCAGUGAAAAGCAAUAGAGAGCGGGGUGUGAUUGAGCUGGGAAUUGAGGAUGCGUUAAAGGAAUUACUUGAAUAAAUUAAAGUCGUGAAUUGAAUUGUA